GUAGGUGGUGACGUUGCAGGGGCUCAGUCAGUCAGUCAGUCUGAGCAGCGGCGUUAUUUCAACCGCUGCUUCCCUCCCAUCAUUUGAGGAAAAGGGGAGGCUUCGCUGCCGUCUUCUGCACUUCAGGGUCGUGUUCCGUUGGACCAGACACAGAGGGGCCUUGCUACCGUUAUUCUGACAGGAAAAUCCUCCACAGCAGCCCUACUCUCUUUCCGCCGCUGUUUCCACCCCCCGUUAUUUCAAUGGACGUAACGUUACCUCAUAAUGACCGCAGACGCGCGACGUAGAAUGUGACCGUUAAAGUUCUUUUUUUCUUUCUUUUUUUAUUCUUCGUUCCCGCCUCUCGCUGCUGUUUAUCUCAGUGGCGAAAUUAACAGGCAUUCGGUUUUUAACUGAAGAAGAAGCGAAAGUAACGUUAGCGGUUUCAAUGAUAGUAUACCACAGACAAUUCAUGGGAAAUAAAGCCUGAUGUGUACAGCGCCAGACAACAAUAGCUCCUGGCAGAUGGAAGGAGGGGCUCGGCUUCGCGAAUUCAAGAUGGAAAACGAAGAAAUGAGACUAAGUUCUUGCGAGUAGCUGGAGGGUCUUGUCUUCUGGUUUUUUGGUAGUGCUGGAGGGAAUGAUGGCGCGUGGUGUGGGUCGACAGACGGCGCGCGCAUCUUUCCUCUCUGUCACAGAGUGAGAUCACAGAGACAUCAGUCUGAGAAAGCAGUCGUCCUUCAGAAGGGAACUGCCCCGAAGCAUGACCGUCUGUCACUGGGGAGUGUCAGAGAAACGCAUUCCUGCAUCUCAAGUUAGUCAUCUCCCUCGUAGGCCCACCUGCGGCCCUGAACACACCCAUCUGCCAGCUCAGAUAACCCUCAGGCUGUUUGCAACACAUGCUUGAUGUGAUUGGUUGUGACCGCCGCGCUUUGCUAAGCAGCCCCGCUCUACAUCAUGCAGUGGCGUCGGCGACACUGCUGCCCCAUCAAGAUGACCUGGAAUGUCAAGCGGUCGCUCUUCCGCACACAUGUAGCAGGCCUUCUCUCGCUGGCCUCACUCUUCGCCCUCUUUCUCAUCUACUGCCACCAGGAUUUGCUGCAGGGUCGGAGUUGGUUGCGAGACAACCCCUUGGUUUAUACCAUGCGGGGUUUGCGCCCCCACAAAGAACGUGCGAAGGGAAACCAAAGCUCACUGCGAAGCCUCUGGAAAGACAAUGGUUAUGUGCUCCCCAAACCGUCUGUUUACUUCAAUUUUAGUUCUCACCAGGCUGAAAUCACUGCGCGCGGGAUUGUGGGAUUGGAGAUCUCGCCGAGUGGCAACAAUUCGAGCACUAACGGUAACACCAAGAGCUUGCACAGGGAAAUGGGAGUGGGAGGGCGUCUGGCAGCCCAGCCUUAUCACUGGCUGCUUAAUGAGCCCUACAAGUGCAACGAAAGCAGUCCCUUCCUGGUUUUGCUAAUUGCUGCAGCGCCAAGGCAGUUGGAGGCAAGGAACGCCAUCAGACAGACCUGGGGCAAUGAGAGCAUGGCCAUGGGUUAUGGGUUCGUGCGGCUCUUUCUGUUGGGAAGGAUACCUAAUGCGUAUCCUCAGAGCUCCAUUGAGGAGGAGAGCUUGCAGUACCAUGACAUCAUCCAGCAGGACUUCUUGGACACCUAUUACAACCUUACCAUCAAGACGCUAAUGGGCAUGAGCUGGGUUGCUCGCUAUUGCCCGCACACCCGCUAUGUCAUGAAGACGGACAGUGACAUGUUUGUCAACACAGAAUAUCUCAUCCAAAAGCUGCUGAAGCCAAACAUGGCACCUCGACAGAAUUACUUCACGGGCUACCUAAUGAGAGGCUACGCUCCGAACCGCAACAAGGACAGUAAGUGGUACAUGCCACCAGAGCUGUAUUCCAGCGAGAGAUACCCUAUCUUUUGUUCUGGGACGGGCUAUGUGUUCUCGGGGGACAUGGCGGAGAAAAUCUACAACGCCUCGUUGAGCAUUCGCCGCCUUCACCUCGAGGAUGUGUAUGUGGGAAUCUGCCUGGCCAAACUGCGGAUCGACCCAGUGCCACCACCAAAUGAGUUUCUCUUCAACCACUGGAGAGUGUCGUAUUCCAGCUGCAAAUACAGUCACUUGAUCACCUCUCACCAGUUCCAGCCCAACGAACUCAUUAAAUACUGGAGUCACUUGCAAAGCAACAAGCACAAUCCUUGCCUUAACAUGGCGAAGGAUAAGAGCGGGCGGCCGCGCCAUAGGAAAUUGCAGUGGGAAGGUCUUCGGUGAUUAGCCAGGGCUCAGGGUACAGUAGUAUUAUCACAGCAUGUGCAAAAUUCAGCAGUUUUUGAGGUAGGGAACAGCACAAGUGUUUUUUUGGUAUUGUUGAUUAAAACUAUUUUUUUAAUUUCAGAGAGAUAUGUAUUGUAAACCUGUCUUUUUAAAGGGAAGUGACACGUGCAAUAUCUAGCAUGCACAACAAAAACCAUCCAAUGGCGUUACCCCGCCAUUUUCAGGUGCCAAUUAACCGGGACAUAUUAAGAGGUUGCUGAACUUCCUCUACAAGCUAACGUUCAAGUGAUAUAACUAAGGGCCAAUAUUGAGAUCCUCACUGUUUCUGUAUACAAAAGAAGAAGAAACUCAAGAAUAUCAUAUGGUGGUGUAUCUGUACUGUGAAACAUUUUAUUCUCAAUGAUGUCCACCUCUGACAUUGAGAUGAUGUUGAUUUUUCUAUCUACCUAAAACCUGCAAAUGGUUUACUAUAACCAAACCAAAUUAAAAACAGUAUGUGUAAAAGAUAA
Molecule: messenger RNA, 2762 nt
Organism: Carassius auratus (goldfish)
Lineage: Eukaryota; Metazoa; Chordata; Actinopteri; Cypriniformes; Cyprinidae
Product: beta-1,3-galactosyltransferase 2-like
Exons: 2
Coding region: 937-2250 (437 amino acids)
Biological process (GO): protein O-linked glycosylation
Cellular component (GO): Golgi membrane
Molecular function (GO): N-acetyl-beta-D-glucosaminide beta-(1,3)-galactosyltransferase activity
Source: RefSeq, a predicted model, not a curated record